CUGCUGGGCUGCUCCCCCACAGUUAGAGGAGGCAGCCCCUCUUACAGACUACAGCAGGGCUUUAUAGGGCGAGGAACUGGGUUGGGGUGUGAGAACUGAGUCGGGGGUGCAGGUGUCCUGACCGCAUCCUGGAGAUGUUUUUGCCAGCUUUGUUAUGCAAGGUGGGCAGGUGUUCUGACCGCAUCCUGAAACUGUCUGCCGGUUCAGCUGAAGUCUCUUGAACAGUUACUGGAAGGGUCAGUGGGGAGGAGGUCUACUUCUAGCCCGGUGGGAGUUGUGUGGCGGUCACAAAGGACUGUAUUGUAAGACUGAUGGGGGAAGGAGGGGAACAGUCUGGUUGUGUUGACCCUAACAGGAGCAAGUUCUGCUUCCAUGCAAGUCCAAGUCCAGGGUCCCAGAGAAAGUCCCGCCCUGCGACGGGCUGCGGGUAGCACCUGUCAGUCACCACACACACAGCGGGCGGAUUAUCUGAGGAUUCCGAUCACCUCUCCUGUCGCUCAAGCCCCAGGGGCGGGACCUGGGGCGCCAUCCAGUCAGAGGCCCUGUGGGUCAAACUGUCCAGUCAGGUGCGCCGGGAGGAGGGGCUACUCCCAAAGCCCGACGCGGUCUGUUUUCGCGCGGGCCCCGCAUUCGGGUCCGGGUUUUAGUUCCUCAGGGAGGCCCCUGGUGCCCCGGAUACAGCAGAUUCUGUCGUGUGGGACCUGUUCUGGCUGCUCCAGCCCCAGGGAGGACCCAGGACACCCGGAAGCCGGAAAUGGACUCAGUGGCCUUUGAGGAUGUGGCUGUGAACUUCACCCAGGAGGAGUGGGCUUUGCUGAGUCCUUCCCAGAAGAAUCUCUACAGAGAUGUGAUGCUGGAAACCUUCAGGAACCUGGCCUCUGUCGGAAUCCAAUGGAAAGACCAGAACAUUGAGAAUCUGUACCAAAAUCUGGGGAUUAAGCUAAGAAGUCUGGUGGAGAGACUCUGUGGACCUCAAGAAGGGAGUGAACACAGAGAAACUUUCAGCCAGAUUCCUGAUUGUCACCUGAACAAGAAAAGUCAUACUGGAGUGAAACCAUGCAAAUGCAGCGUGUGUGGGAAAGUCUUCCUCCGUCAUUCAUUCCUGGACAGGCACAUGAGAGCUCAUGCUGGACAUAAACGAUCUGAGUGUGGUGGGGAAUGCAGAGAGAAGCCCCGUAAACAGAAACAACGUGGGAAAGCCUCCAUUUCCCCCAGUAGUGGUGCACGGCGCACAGUAACACCAACUCGAAAGAGACCUUAUGAAUGCAAGGUGUGCGGGAAAGCCUUUAAUUCUCCCAAUUUAUUUCAAAUCCAUCAAAGAACUCACACUGGAAAGAGGUCCUAUAAAUGUAGGGAAAUAGUGAGAGCCUUCAUGGUCUCCAGUUUCUUUCAAAAACAUGGAAAAAUGCAUACUGGAGAAAAACGCUAUGAAUGUAAAUACUGUGGAAAACCUAUUGAUUAUCCCAGUUUAUUUCAAAUUCAUGUUAGAACUCACACUGGAGAAAAACCUUACAAAUGUAAACAAUGUGGUAAAGCCUUCAUUUCUGCAGGUUACCUUCGGACACAUGAAAUCCGAUCUCACGCACUGGAGAAAUCCCACCAGUGUCAGGAAUGUGGGAGAAAACUCAGUUGUUCCAGUUCCCUUCACAGACACGAAAGAACUCAUAGUGGAGGAAAACUCUACGAAUGUCAAAAAUGUGCCAAAGUCUUUAGAUGUCCCACGUCCCUUCAAGCACAUGAAAGAGCUCACACUGGAGAAAGACCUUAUGAAUGUAAUAAAUGUGGUAAAACCUUCAAUUAUCCCAGUUGUUUUCGAAGACAUAAAAAAACUCAUAGUGGAGAAAAGCCAUAUGAAUGUAAAAGGUGUGGUAAAGCCUUUGGGUGCUGCAGUUCCCUCCGAAGACAUGAAAUGACUCACACUGGAGAAAAACCCUUUGACUGUAAACAAUGUGGUAAAGUCUUUACUUUUUCAAAUUACCUUAGACUUCAUGAAAGAACUCAUUUGGCCGGGCAUAGCCAGUGCUUUGGCAGGAGGUAGGGGGAUCACCUGAGCCCAGGAGUCUGAGACCAGCCUGGGCAACAUAAGAAGGCCCCAUAUCGGCUGGGUACCAUGGCUCAUGCCUGUAAUCCCAGCACUUUGGGAGGCCGAGGCGGGUGGAUCACCUGAGGCCAGGAGUUCAAGACCAGCCUGGCCAACAUGGUGAAACCCCAUCUCUACUAAAAAUACAAAAAAAUGGCCAGGUGCGGUGGCUCACGCCUGUAAUCCCAGCACUUUGGGAGGCUGAGGUGGGCGGAUCACGAGGUCAGGAGAUCGAGACCACGGUGAAACUCUGUCUUUACUAAAAAAAAUACAAAAAAUUAGCCAGGCGUAGUGGCGGGCGCCUGUAGUCCCAGCUACUCGGGAGGCUGAGGCAGGAGAAUGGCAUGAACCCGGGAGGCAGAGCUUGCAGUGAGCCGAGAUUACGCCACUGUACUCCAGCCUGGGCGACAGAGCGAGACUCUGUCUCAAAAAAAAAAAAAAAAAAAAAAACAAAUUAGCUGGGCAUGGUGGUGGGCACCUGUAAUCCCAGCUACUCGGGAGGCUGAGGCAGGAGAAUCGCUUGAACCUGGGAGGUGGCUGUUGCAGUGAGCCGAGAUCACACCAUUGCACUCCAGCCUGGGCGACAAAAGCGAGACUCCAUCUCAAAAAAAAAAAAAAAAAAAGAAAUUGCGUGGUGGCUCAUGCCUGUAAUCCCAGCACUUUGGGAGGCCGAGGCAGGCGGAUCACAAGGUCCAGAGAUCGAGACUAUCCUGGCCAACAUGGUGAAACCCCGUCUCUACUAAAAAUACAAAAAUUAGCCAGGCCUGGUGGUGUGUGCCUGUAGUCCCAGCUACUCGGGAGGCUGAGGCAGGAGAAUCACUUGAACCAGGGACUUGGAGGUUGCAGUGAGCUGAGAUUGCGCCACUGCACUCCAGCCUGGUGACAGAGCGAGACUUCGUCUCAAAACAAAAAAAAAAGAAAGCCCCAUAUCUCCAAAGAUAAAACAAAUUAAUUGGGUGGGGUGGUGCAUCCCUGUAGUUCUAGCUGCUCAGAAAGCUGAGGUGGGAGGAACCCUUGAGCCUGGGAGGUUGAGGCUGCAGUGAGCUGAGAUCGUGCCACUACCAUCCAGCCUGGAUAACAGUGAGACUCUGUCUCAGAAAAAUAAAAAAGGGAAAGAAAUAAUUUUCAUUUAUACAGGAGAGAAAUCCUAUGAAUGUAAGGAAUGUGGGAAUACAUUCAGUUUCCAAAGAUAUGAAAAGACUAACUGGAAAAAAAUCCAAAGACCUCAGAUAUUCGAGUUCUAUUCAGAGCCAUAAAAGGACUCAUACUGGAGAAAAAUUGUAGAAAUGUACAGAAUAUGGGGAAACUCAUUGCUCUCAUCUCCAUUGAAAGACACGUGUCAGUGCACACUGGAGAUGGAUGAUACGAAUUGAGGAAUACACGCUGGAUGGAAAUGUUAGUAGUUUGGAAAAUACAGGAAACUUCAAUUUUAACAAUAAUUAAAAUUCACAUGGGCUGUGCACAGUGGCUCUCGCCUGUAAUCCCAACACUUUGGGAGGUUGGGGUGGGUGGAUUGCUUGAGGCCAGGUAUUCGAGACCAGCCUGGCAACCUGGAAAAAUCCCAUGUAUACAAAAAAUACAAAAGUUAGCCAGGUAUGAUGGUGUUCGCCUGUAGUCCCAGCUACUCAGGAAGCUGAGGGGGGAGGAUUGCUUGAGUUUGGGAGGUCGAGGUUUCAGUGAGUGGAGAUUGUGCCACUGGACUCCAGCCUGGGCGACAGCGAGACCCUGUCUAAAAAAUUAAUCAUGUGAGAACAUCCACUCGAAAGAAACCCUAUAAAUGUAAGUAAUUUUGAAAGCCUGAUGCAAAUUAAUUAUUAUAUAAUGCUCGAAAACUUAAUCAUCAAUGAGUUAUUACACAAAGUUAUAUAGCAUUUAUCAGUGGCUCAUUCUUUUUUCUUUUUUUUUUUUUUGAGACGGAGCCUCGCUCUGUCGCCCAGGCUGGAGUGCAGUGGCGCGAUCUCGGCUCACUGCAAGCUCCACCUCCUGGGUUCACGCCAUUCUCCUGCCUCAGCCUCUCCAAGUAGCUGGGACUACAGGCGCCCGCCACCACGCCCGGCUAAUUUUUUGUAUUUUUGGUAGAGACGGGGUUUCAACGUGGUCUUCAUCUCCUGACCUCGUGAUCCGCCCGCCUUGGCCUCCCAAAAAUGCUGAGAUUACAGGUGUGAGCCACCGUGCCUGGCCUUUUUUUUUUUUUUUUUUCCUGGAGACACAGUCUUACUCUGUUGCCCAGGCUAGAGUCAGUGGCGCGAUCUUGGCUCACUGUAGCCUCUGACUUCUGGGUUCAAGCAAUUCUGCUUCAGUCUCCGAAGCACCUGGGAUUACAGGCGCACGCCACCAUGCCCAGCUAAAUUUUUGGUAUUUUUGUAGAAACAGGGUUUUUCCACAUUGGCCAGGCUGGUCUUGAACUCCUGACCUCAAGGAAUCCACCCUCUUCAGCCUCCCAAAGUGCUGAGAUUAUAGGCAUGAGACACUGCGCCCGGCCUUUGUGGCUCAUUCUUAAAAAGGAUCUUUGGGGCCAGGCGCGGUGGCUCACGCUUGUAAUCCCAGCACUUUGGGAGGCCGAGGCGGGCGGAUCACGAGGUCAGGAGAUUGCGACCACGGUGAAACCCCGUCUCUACUAAAAAUACAAAAAAUUAGCCGGCGUGGUGGCGGGCGUCUGUAGUCCCAGCUACUCGGAGAGGCUGAGGCAGGAGAAUGGCGUGAACCUGGGAGGCGGAGCUUGCAGUGAGCCGAGAUUGCGCCACUGCACUCCAGCCUGGGCGACAGAACGAGACUCCGUAUCAAAAAAAAAAAAAAAAAAAAAAAAUGGAUCUUUGGAUUAUGGGUUUCCACUUUUGCAAGGAAAUGUGAGAGGGCCGGGCGCGGUGGCUCACGCUUGUAAUCCCAGCACUUUGGGAGGCCGAGGCGGGCGGAUCACGAGGUCACGAGAUCGAGACCACGGUGAAACCCCGUCUCUACUAAAAAAUACAAAAAAUUAGCCGGGCGCGGUGGCGGGCGCCUGUAGUCCCAGCUACUCGGAGGCUGAGGCAGGAGAAUGGCGUGAACCCGGGAGGCGGAGCUUGCAGUGAGCCGAGAUUGCGCCACUGCACUCCAGCCCGGGCGACAGAGCGAGACUCUGUCUCAAAAAAAAACCAAAAACCAAAAAAAAAAAAAAAAAAAAAAAAAUGUGAGAAUUCCAUAGAUAACUCUUUAAGCAGUGGUACCUGAGGUUUUAUAAUAGGAAGUGUUUUUAUCCUAUGUCAGUAAAAUUUUUUUCUAUCCAUUUUAGUUUUCAUUUUUUUUCUACCCAUUUUAAAGAGUGUUGGAUCUGUGGGUGAAGUGAAAUUUAUUUCUAAUAUGUAAGCAGGUUUAAUUUUUAUGUAGUGUUUUAAUUGUUCUGUGAUUAAUGGGCCAUUACAAAAUGAGUCUAUUUUUGUUUUCUUUUGUUUUUGAGACGGAGUCUUGCUCUGUCACCAGGCUGAAGUGUAGUGGCGUGAUCUUGGCUCACUGCAACCUCCACCUCCCGGGUUCAAGUAAUUCCCCUGCCUCAGCCUCCUGAGUAGCUGGGACUACAGGCGUGUGCCGACGUGCCUGGCUAAUUUUUUGUAUUUCAGUAGAGACCGGGUUUCAUUGUACUGGCCAGGAUGGUCUUGAUUUCCUGACCUUGUGAUCCACCCCACUUUGGCCUCCCAAAGUGCUGGGAUUACACGAGUGGGCCACCAUGCCCAACCCAUGAGUCUUUUUUAAUAGAGAUUUCUUACUGGUGUUAUGUGGCAGGUUCUGCAUAUUCCUCACCCAUCAUAUGUAUUCCACUUUCCCUUAUUAUGGGGAAAACUACUCUUUUUAAUGGGGAAAACCACUCUUUUUGGCAUGAUACAAUGUUUACUCCAUUUUCUUUGCUAAUAAGGACUUGGUAUCAAUUUAUCAGUAUGUAAAGUUUACCAUAGAGUAUUGUCUCAUGUGAAUCAUUCCCAUUUUUAGCCCUUUACUCUUUGUCAUUAUUUCUGAGUAUUAUUUGGAUGGUUCAUUUUGACUUAAGGACAGCCCUGUGAUAUGACAAUAUUUUUAUCUAAUCUGAUGGAGAAAUGAUGUUAGCUGCAGGUUUUUAAUAAAUGCCUUAAUUCAGUUUGAAGAAGUUCCCUUCUGUUCAUUAUUUAUUGAGUGUUUCAUCAAGUGGUAUUGAACUUUUUCAAAUGAUUUUUUGCAUCUAUUGGGAUGAUCCCUUUUUUUUUUUUGAAACAAAGUGUUUCACUUCUUGCCCAGGCUGGAGUGCAGUGGCAUAAUCUUGGCUCACUGCAACCUCCACCUCCCGGGUUCAAGUGAUUCUCCUGCCUCAGCCUCCCAAGUAGCUGGGAUUACUGGUGCCCUCCACCAUGCCUGGCAAAUUUUUUGUAUUUCUAGUACAGAUCGGAUUUUACCAUGUUGGCCAGGCUGGUCUUGAACUCCUGACCUCAGGUGAUCCGCCCGCCUCAGCCUCCCAAAGAUCCUGUGGUUUUUAGUCAGUUUUGCAUUGCUGUAAAGGAAUGCCUGACACUGGGUAAUUUGUAAAGUAGAGAUUUCAUUGGCUUAUGAUUCUGUAGGUUAUAGAGGAAGCAUGGUAUCACAUCUGCUGGGUGAUAGGCCUUGGAGCUCUUACUCUUGGCGGAAGGUUAAGUGGGAGUAGGUAUGUCACAUGGCAAGAGUAGGAGCAAGGGGGAGAGAGGGGAGGUCUCAGACUUUCUUGAGUGAGCACUCACUCAUCCCUAAGGGAGGGUGCUAGGCCAUUCAUGAUGGAUCUGCCCCAAUGGUACGAUACUUCCCACUAGGCCCAACAGCCAACACUGGGGAUCACAUUUCUUUUUGAGAUGGAGGUUUGCUGUGUCACCGAGACUGGAGUACAAUGGCGCGAUCUUGGCUCACUGCAACCUCCACCUCCUGCGUUCAAGUGAUUCUCCAGUCUCAGCCUCUCAAGUAGCUGGGAUUACAGGCGCACCACUAUGCCCAGCUAAUUUUUGUAUUUUUAGUAGAGAUAGGUUUUCACCAUGUUGGUCAGGCUGGUCUCGAUCUCCUGACCUCGUGAUCCGCCCGCCUUGGCCUUCCAAAGUGUUGGGAUUACAGGCGUAAGCCACUGCGCCCGGCCUGGGGAUCACAUUUCAACAUGAGAUUUGGAGAGGACACAUCUAAGCCAUAUAAUUCCACCCCUAUCCCUCCAAAUCUCGUGUUCUCAUAUUGCAGAAUACAAUAAUCCCUUCUCAAUAGUCACCCAAAGUCUUAACUCAUUCCAGCAUUAACUCAAAAGUCCAAAGUCUCACGUGAGACUCAUGAAAUGAAAUGUCCAUGUUGUGGGGGUUGGGGGGGGGGGCGGGACGGAGUAAAACUGCAGGGCCUUUGUAUGCAAUCACUUAAGUUGUUAUUAGCUUAAAAUAGACUUCGAUAGCUAAGAUUCUUUAUGUAACCCUCAUGGUAGCCCAGAAGAGAAAACCUAUAGCAGAUACACAAAAGAGAAAGGAAUCAAAGCAGAAAAUCAUUAACUCUCAAAGAGAGACAGAAAGAGAGGAAGAGAGGAAUAAAGGAUCUAGAAAACAGUUAAAAUGGGAAUAGUAAGUCUUACCUAUCAACAAUUACUUUAUUUUUUUUUUUAUUUUAUUUUAUUUUUUGAGACAGUCUCUGUUGCCUAGGUUGGAGUGCAGUGGUGCGAUCUCAGCUCACUGCAACCUCCGCCUCCUUGGUUCACGCCAUUCUCCCGCCUCAGCCUCCUGAGUAGCUGGGAUUACAGGUGCCUACCACCUCGCUGAGCUAAUUUUUGUAUUUUUAGUAGAGACGGGGUUUCACCCUGUUGGCCAGGCUGAUCUCGAACUCCUGACCUCAGGUGAUCUGCCCGCUUCUGCCUCCCAAAAUGCUGGGAUUACAGGCAUGAGCCACCGUGCCUGGCCUCUAUUUAUUUAGAGACAGGUUCUCGCUGUGUCGCCCAGGCUGGAGUGCAGUGGCGUGAUCUCACCUCACUGUAAACUCUGCCUCCCAGGUUCAAGCAAUUCUCCUGCCUCAGCCUCCUGAGUAGCUGGGGUUACAAGCACAUGCCACCACACCUGGCUAAUUUUUGUAUUUUUAGUAGAGACGGGGUUUUACCAUGUUGGCCAGGCUGGUCUCGAGACCUCAAGUGAUCUGUCUGCCUCAACCUCCCAAAGUGCUGAGAUUACAGGUGUAAGCCACCAUGCUUGGCCAACAAUUACUUUAAAUGUAAAUGGAUUAAAUUUCCAAUCAAAAUAUAUGGAGUGGCUGAAUAGAUUUUUAAAACCCAUAAAAAACACUACUGAACUCGGCCGGGCACGGUGGCUCAUGCUUGUAAUCCCAGCACUUUGGGAGGCCGAGGCGGGCGGAUCACGAGUUCAGGAGAUCGAGACCACAGUGAAACCCUGUCUCUACUAAAAAAAUACAAAAAAUUAGCCGGGCGUGGUGGCGGGCGCCUGUAGUCCCAGCUACUCGGAGAGGCUGAGGCAGGAGAAUGGCGUGAACCCGGAAGGCAGAGCUUGCAGUGAGCCGAGAUUGCACCACUGCACUCCAGCCUGGGCGACAGAGCAAGACUCCAUCUCAAAAAAAAAAAAAAACACUACUGAACUAUAAGCUGCCUACAAGAAACUCCCUUCAUUAUUAUUGUUACUAUUCUUUGACACAGUCUUGCUCUGUCGCCCAGGCUGGAGUACACUGGCAUGAUCUCAGUUAACUGUAACCUCCGCUUCCUGGGUUCAGGUGAUUCUCCUGCCUCAGCCUCCCGAGUAGCUGGGACUGCAGGCGUGCACCACCAUGCCCGGCUAAUUUUUGUAUUUUUAGUAGAGACAGUGUUUCACCAUGUUGGCUAGGCUGGUCUCGAAUUCCUGACCUCAUUAUCUGUCUGCCUCAGCAUCCCAAAGUGCUGGGAUUAUAGGUGUGAGCCACAACUCCCUUCAUUUUUAUUUGUUAUUUUUUGAGACAGAGUCUUGCUCUGUCGCUCAGGCUGGAGUGCAAUGGUGCAAUCUUGGCUCACUGCAAACUCCACCUCCUGGGUUCAAGGGAUUUUCCUGCCUUAGGCUCCAGAGUAGCUGGGAUUACAGGCGCGCUCCACCACACCUGGCUAAUUGUUUGUAUUUUUGGUAGAAACGGGGUUUCACCAUAUUGAACAGGCUGGUUUCUAACUCCUGACCUUGUGAUCCACUAGCCUCGGCCUCCGAAAGUGCUGGGAUCAUAGGUGUGAGCCACUUCGCCCGGCCACAACUCCCUUCAUUUUUAAGGAUACACUGGUUGGGCGCAGUGGCUUACACUUUGGGAAGCCAAGACAGGCAGAUCACUUGACACCAGGAGGUCGAGGCUGCAGUGAGCUGUGAUUGUGCCACUGCGCUCGAGCCUGGGCAAUGGAGACCCUGCCUCAAAAUUAAAAAAAAAAUGGUAUAUGCAAACGAUGUAAUAUUCCUUAGCCUUAUAAAAGGACAUCCUUUCACAUGCUACAACAUGGAUGAAUGUUGCGGGAAGUCAGGGACCCCAAACGGAGGGACUGGCUGAAACCAUGGCAGAAGAACGUGGAUUGUGAAGAUUUUAUGGACAUUUAUUAGUUCCCCAAAUUAAUACUUUUGUAAUUUCUUACGCCUGUCUUUACUGCAAUCUCUAAACAUAAAUUGUAAAGAUUUCAUGGACACUUAUCACUUCCCCAAUCAAUACCCUUGUGAUUUCCUGUGCCUGUCUUUAAUCUCUUAAUCCUGUCAGUUGAGGAGGAUGUAUAUCGUUCCAGGACCCUGUAAUAGUUGCGUUAACUACAAAAAUUGUACAGCAUGUGUGUUUGAGCAAUAUGAAAUGUGGGCACCCUGAAAAAAGAACAGGCUAACAGCAAUUGUUCGGGGAAUAAGAGAGAUAACCUUACACUCUGACCGCCGGCGAGCGGGGCAGAACAGAGCCAUAUUUCUCUUCUUUCAAGAGCAAAUGGAAGAAAUAUCGCUGAAUUCUUUUUCUCAGCAUGGGGUAUCCCUGAGAAAGAGAAUGCGCACCUAGGGGGAGGUCUCUGAACUGCCCCCCUCCCUGGGGCGUACCUGUCUCUUAUGGUUGAGACUGCAGGGGUGAAAUAAACUCCAGUCUCCCAUAGCGCUCCCAGGCUUAUUAGGAAGAGGAAAUUCCCACCUAAUAAAUUUUGCUCAGACCGGUUGAUCUCAAAACCCUGUCUCCUGAUAAGAUGUUAUCAAUGACAGUGGUGCCCAAAACUUCAUUAGCAAUUUUAAUUUCGCCUCGGUCCUGUGAUCUCGCCCUGCCUCCACUUGCCUUGUGAUAUUCUAUUACCCUGUUAAGUACUUGAUGUCUGUCACCCACACCUAUUCGUAUACUCCCUCCCCUUUUGAAACUCCCUAAUAAAAACUUGCUGGUUUUUGUGGCUUGUGGGGCAUCACGGAUCCUACCAACGUGUGAUGUCUCCCCCGGACGCCCAGCUUUAAAAUUUC
This is a messenger RNA of Symphalangus syndactylus (siamang), 10494 nucleotides long. RefSeq names its product zinc finger protein 101 (gene ZNF101). Gene Ontology annotation, biological process: regulation of DNA-templated transcription. Lineage: Eukaryota; Metazoa; Chordata; Mammalia; Primates; Hylobatidae. The record is from RefSeq and is a predicted model, not a curated record.